Gracilinanus agilis (Agile Gracile Mouse Opossum) is the source of this 705-nucleotide messenger RNA. RefSeq names its product forkhead box N4 (gene FOXN4). The annotation marks the transcript as partial. NCBI's taxonomy places the organism in Eukaryota, Metazoa, Chordata, Mammalia, Didelphimorphia, Didelphidae. Gene Ontology annotation, molecular function: cis-regulatory region sequence-specific DNA binding; DNA-binding transcription factor activity. The transcript has 6 exons. The record is from RefSeq and is a predicted model, not a curated record. Gene Ontology annotation, cellular component: nucleus. Gene Ontology annotation, biological process: regulation of DNA-templated transcription.
AUGAUAGAAAGUGACAUCACGACCAUAAUGUCGGGAAUCAUUAGAAAUUCUGGGCACAAUCUUCAUCCUUCUCCGCAGGAAUACAGGCUCCUGGAAUCGUCCCGGGCGGCGGAGGAUGAGCUGCCCAGCGACCUGCAGUCUCUGUCCUGGCUGACGGCAGUGGACGUGCCGCGGCUGCAGCAGAUGGCCAGCGGCCGGAUGGACUUCGGCCCCGGGGCGGUGCUGCCCCAGACAGGUCCUGUGGCCGCCGGCGUGCUCGCAGCGGGUGCCCCGGGCACCAUCGGCCACGUGCCGGGCACCGUGCCCGCCCAGGGGAUCCUGGGGCUCAGCAGCAUCGGGCCCCACGGAGCCAGCAUGAGCCAGUACCCCCUGGGGGGCCAGGACCCGCCCCAGCUCUACCAGGCGCCCCCACAGCCGCCAUUCACCCUGGCCCAGGGCGCGCCCCAGUGUUCCCCUGCAGGGAUGUACAGUGUCUCCUUCGGGGCGCAGCCUCCGUUCCCCCAGCCCCGCCUCCCCUCGCACUCGGCUCAGGACCUGCACCCCAAGCACUACCCCAAGCCCAUCUACUCGUACAGCUGCCUCAUCGCCAUGGCCUUGAAGAACAGCAAGACGGGCAGCCUGCCGGUCAGCGAGAUCUACAGCUUCAUGAAGGAGCACUUCCCCUACUUCAAGGUGAGGCUGGGCGCCGGUCAGCGGGGGCUGGUC